AUGUCGUCAAAAGACAUUAAGAAAAACAAAAAAUGGUUAAAAGAUACAUGGCAUUUAUACACAGAGACAUUUGAAUCUGUAUGCGAAACAUCUUAUAAGGAAAAUUCUCAAUUUAAAGAAACAGAUAAAGCUGCUUCAGAAGCAUACAAGAAUAUGCAAAAAAUAUUAGAUGAUUUUGAACAGCUUGCAAAGCAAGAAAUGUCUUCACCUGCAGAGUUAGUAGAGGAAACGGAAGAUAAAAAUGCAGAAAGCACACAUGCAGAUACGCCAACUUCUGUGGAUGGAAAGGCAGGUAAUAUGGAUUCGGACAGAAAAACAAAACAACAGUCUCCAGGCAAUGAAAGUGUAAUUAUACUGAAUCACAAAGAGUCAAAUGAAAAACCUAAAAAGAUUAUAAUGCGUUUUCAACAAAGAAUUGAUUUGUUGAAAGAAAAAAUAAAAAACAUUAAGGGAAAACUGCCGGAAGCAACUAAAGGGUUGCUUGAUACGAACCGAGCCAAUAUUGAAGCUCAGUUUAAAGACAUCACAGUAUUAUACAACAAAAUUUGCGAUGAAAAUUAUGAUGACGAAGAGAUAGAAGGAACCUUCAUACUGAUGAGAGCCAGUUAUGAAGAAAUCUUAGAAGAAAUUGCGAUAAAAUAUGACGAGAAUAUAGCGACUGAACACUGCAAUCCAACACGUUUAGAAGACUUAAGACUGCCAAUUUUUAAUGGAACUGUAGAUAAUUGGAACUCUUUCCAAGAAAUAUUCUCAAAACUAGUAGAUAGUAACAAGAUGCUAUCUAAUGUUGAGAAAUUUUAUCGACUGAAAAACGUCAUAAAAGGGGAUGCUGCACGGCUAAUUCAAUAUCUUCAAGUAACAGGAGAAAACUACAAUGCAGCAUGGACAAUAUUAGAGCAUAGAAUCAUUGAUCAUAGCAGCGUUAAUAUACAAAAUGCUGCAAGUAUUAAACAGUUGCUGGAUACUGCAACAGAAUCAUAUCAAGCUAUAAAAGCUAUGGGAAUACCAAUUGAGGAUGCAGAUCCAUUUAUAGCAAGAAUUCUCAUUCGAAAACUGGAUAAAGAAGUAGGUCACUCUGUUAUUGAAUGUCGGAAGUUUACUCAGCUAUCGGUUAGUGAUAAAAACUCCUGGAUUAAUAAAUCAAAGUUAUGUAAAAUAUGUUUUGCACACAAAAAUGACAAGAAAUUCUAUAAGCUGGAUAAAAAGUGUGAGCAAUGUGGAGGACAGCAUCACAGUAUGCUACACUUUCAGAGAAUUGUGCAAGAUAAACCACAAACUAGUGCUGGUGCAGCUGCAAGCAUGAUUACCAAAGAAAAUAGUGCAAUCACUUUAUUAGCAACAGCACAGAUUCAAGCGGAUUCUGCAAGUGGUGAAAAGGUUUUGUUAAGAGCGCUGCUAGAUCAAGGUUCACAGAGGACAUCAAUUUCAGAGGAAGCAGCACAAAUAUUAAGGUUACAUAGAACUAAAUCAAGAACGGAUCUGAUUGGAUUAGGAAAUACAUUAGUAGGAAUAUCAAAAUCAACAGUAGAACUCGUAAUUCGUCCAAGAUUUAAAAGCAAUAACAGUUACAAAAUUAAAACUAUGGUUCUUAGCAAGCUAACAUCAGCACAACCUAAUAAUUCGUUUAAUGAAGAUUUAAAAAAAUGGGACAAUUAUUGUUUAGCUGAUCCUAUGUUUAAUAAAUCUGACCGGGUAGAUAUAGUGCUGGGAGCAGAUAUCCUUACCGAGAUAUUGCAGCCGGGUUUGAGAAAAUGGGGUAAAAUCUUAGGUCAAGAAACUUCUCUUGGUUGGAUAUUAUCUGGAGUUAUCAACACAAACAAUACAGUUAAAACUAUAAUAUCAGCAGUUACUUCAAACAUUGAGAGAUUUUGGGAAAUUGAAGAAGUUUGUGAAGCACCUGAAAUAAAUGAAACUGAUAAAGAAUCUGUAAUAAGAGAUGACCAUUCAACAACAAAAGUUCGGGUAGUAUUUGAUGCUUCAGCAAAAACUACUAACGGAAAAAGCUUAAAUGAAAUACUACACACUGGACCUAAGCUACAGUUGGACUUAUUUCAGCUACUUAUCAAGUGA
This is a messenger RNA of Teleopsis dalmanni, 2070 nucleotides long. RefSeq lists its product as uncharacterized. The transcript has 4 exons. Gene Ontology annotation, biological process: proteolysis. NCBI's taxonomy places the organism in Eukaryota, Metazoa, Arthropoda, Insecta, Diptera, Diopsidae. Gene Ontology annotation, molecular function: aspartic-type endopeptidase activity. The coding region runs from base 1 to 2070 and encodes 689 amino acids. The record is from RefSeq and is a predicted model, not a curated record.